UCCGCCUAAUAUCUCUGGCACCCUCCACUCACGCCACUCUCUGCGCGUCAUUCUCGGACCCAGCGAGACCGGGCAAUUCGCUCCGAUUCCACUUACAUUUAGCGCGCACCGCCAACGAUGGCCGGUCCACCAAAAGCGGCAGGGCUUCGUAUGAAAAUCGAUGGAAAAUGGCUGCACAUAAAUGAGGAAACUAUCCAAAAUCAUCCAGGAGGUGCCGUAAUCCGACAAUAUGCAAGUGCCGAUGCCACACAUAUGUUCCAUGCUUUUCAUGAAGGUUCUCGGAAAGCUUAUAAACAACUAGAGGUUCUAAAAAAGAAUGCAUGGGACCCGUCCGAAGAUCUCGAAGAAUCCCUAAAGCUAAGGUUGGACAAAGCUGACGUAAACAUCUCUACUUAUGACAUUUCCAUCGAAGAGGAAAAGAAAAUCGUAGAGAGUUUCGAGCGAUUACGACAGCGAGUCAUCGAUUGGGGUUUGAUGGAAGCGCAACCGUGGUACUAUGUCAUGAAAUCUGCUACCACAUUAGGAUUUAUGUUACUUGCUUUUUACUUGCAAUAUUGCGGAUGGUAUUUCACAUCUGCUAUUUCACUUGCCAUCUCAUGGCAACAGUUCGGAUGGUUAACUCAUGAAUUUUGUCAUCAUCAACCAACUAAGAAUAGGAAACUAAACGAUAUGAUCUCAUUAGUGUUUGGAAAUCUCGCACAAGGAUUCUCUGCUGAUUGGUGGAAAGACAAGCACAAUACUCAUCACGCGGCCACAAAUCUCAUCGACCAUGACGGUGACAUCAACUUGGCGCCACUUUUCGCUUUCAUUCCUGCUGAUUUAUCCAAGUAUAAAUUGCCCGUAGAAAAGUUCAUCUUGAAGCUUGUCCCCUAUCAACACCUCUACUUUACUCUUUCGCUGCCUUUGCUUCGAUUUUCAUGGACCAGCCAAUCGUUGAUAUGGGUUUUUGCUGAAAAUUCCAGCGAGUAUCGUGUUUAUCGCAGAAAUGCACUUAUGGAACAGACUUUUCUGGUGGCUCAUUGGGUUUGGGUACUGUUCCAGCUGUACUUGCUACCUACUAUGAGUACUCGAGUAAUGUAUUUCUGUGUGUCACAAUUAUUGUCAGCUACUCUAAUAGCUUACGUCGUGACAUUCAGUCAUAACUCGGUUGACAAAUUUCCAGCAAAUUCGCGCCUACUCAACAAUUUCGCGUGUUUACAAAUUUUCACCACCCGGAAUAUGACACCAGGACCACUCACGGAUUGGCUUUGGGGUGGACUCAACUAUCAGAUCGAACAUCACCUUUUCCCAACCAUGCCAAGAUGCAAUUUGAACACUUGCAUGAAGCUGGUAAAGGAGUUCUGCCGCGAAAAUAAUCUUCCCUACCUCGUCAACGACUAUUUCGAUGGUUAUGCACUGAAUCUGAAACAACUUGAAAACAUUGCUCGACUGACGCACACGAAGUCGAAUUAAUAUCGAUUUAUUGAUUGAUUCUUUCGACAUUCCUAUACAGGGUCCAUCUGUUACUGCUUGCUCAUGUGGUGUGUGCGUGUUGUGAAUAUGCAGUAUUGAUCACAAGGCAUCGAAAUAAAGAAUUCGAUGUGUCAU
Messenger RNA from Cylicocyclus nassatus, 1587 nucleotides. The record is from the annotation of a GenBank genome assembly. NCBI's taxonomy places the organism in Eukaryota, Metazoa, Nematoda, Chromadorea, Rhabditida, Strongylidae.